UUUGGGAAUUAGGUUGAGCAUUAAAAGGUUAUUACCCAAGUUAAUCUUCAAUAAGAGUGCGUUACCUUCUUCCAGUACUUUUGAAAAUUUAUAGCAUUCUUUGGGUUCCUUCGAAGCUGCCUUAGCUGCUGCUACAGCUGGUGCAACUCAUCGGAAGAAGGAGAAUGCGCCACCACCGAAAGAGGUGAAGGAGGAGUAUUCGGAUGAUGACGACAUUCCUUGGGCCGAACGUAUGGCUAAGGAGAAGAACGAGAAAUCCAGCGAAAAGAAGAAAGAGAAGAAACGAAAGGCGAGCAGCGAUAGUGAAGACGAGUACAAACCUGAGGUCGAUGAUGAGGAAGAUAUUCCAUGGUCCGAAAGGAUUAAAAGAGAGAAGUUGUCGUCAUCUGCAAGUAAAAAACCAAAAAUAGAAGAGGAUUCGGACUACGAAGAAGUGCAUGUAAAAAAGGAUAGAAGGAAGAAGAAAGAUUAUAGUGAUAGUGAGGAUGAUUACGCGAAACCUAAAAGUGAGAAGAAGAAGAAAACGAAAAAAGACAAAGAACCGAAAGAAAAAAAAGCUUCGUCUUCCAAGAAAUCAAAGAAGGAGGAGAAGAAAGAAGUGGGCGAAACAACAAAGAAAAAGAAGAAGAAGGAGGAAGAAGAGGAAGAAAUUUGGGAGUGGUGA
Molecule: messenger RNA, 664 nt
Organism: Strongylus vulgaris
Lineage: Eukaryota; Metazoa; Nematoda; Chromadorea; Rhabditida; Strongylidae
Source: the annotation of a GenBank genome assembly